Molecule: messenger RNA, 2430 nt
Organism: Brassica napus (rape)
Lineage: Eukaryota; Viridiplantae; Streptophyta; Magnoliopsida; Brassicales; Brassicaceae
Product: telomere repeat-binding protein 3-like
Exons: 9
Coding region: 291-2114 (607 amino acids)
Molecular function (GO): protein binding
Source: RefSeq, a predicted model, not a curated record
AAAAAAAGGGUUUUUGUUUUUGAUUAUUCACGUCUCCUUCAUCCUCUUUCUUUUAUAGGGAGGACAAAGACAUAACUCUCUUCUUCUUAAAUCUCAGGAUUCUCGAAAACUCUCUGUAUAGAUCGAUUCUAAUUUCUCUCCUUUGUACAUUAUUUUAUAUCCUAAAACAAAAACAUUAAAUUGGUAAUUGGAAGCUCUGUCUGCGUGAUCUGUAAUUGAAGUUGGCCUCGGAUCGUGAUCAAGGAGCUGGUGACGUUGAUUUAGUGUUUAUGCAUAGCUGACUGAGAGAGAUGGUGUUCAAGAGGAAGUUAGAUUGCGUCUCUGUAGGAUUUGAUUACCCCAAUAUCCCCAAGGCUCCUCGUUCAAGCAGGAGGAAGAUCAUAAACAAAAGGACCGAUGCAAUGGACUUGCUCGCUUCUCUAGCUGGGAAGUUGCUAGAGGAAUGCGAGAGCUCCUCAGCGUCUUCCAACGCGUUUGAAGUGAAUAACCACGAGAGUUUCGGUAAGGAGAUCAAACAAGAAGACCAUUUGAAAUCUGAGUCCUCUGACCAAGGCAACUCUGUGUCAAGGCCUACUUAUGAGAAGACGUGUGUGGUGAACAGCUUUUCGUUUCCUGAUGACGGCAUCCUGGAGCGAACUCCUGUGUCUGAGACCAAGAACGUUAAAUCUGAAGGCGUCGCUGAGGAGACAGGUGAUGUUAUUGUGAAUACUGGGUUUGAACGAGAUGGAGGCUUGGGAGCUGAUGCUUGCAACUUAGAAGAUGCAACUGCGUUAGGUGUGCAGUUUCAGAAGUCAGUGUGCGUGGAUGGUGAUCUGAAAUCGCCAUCUCGCGUUAAUGGUUCUCUUGCUAGACAAGGGAACCAUACUAAGUUAGGUAGAGAUGAUGAUGAUGAUGAUGAUGAAAAAUUAUAUAGUUACCAUAAGUUUAGCAGUAAGUUUAAGUCGUAUAGGUCUCCUACGAUUCGAAGAAUAAGAAAGUCGCUUUCGUCUAAAUACUGGAAACAAAUGGCCAAGGAUCUUGGACACUACAGAGCUGAUGCUGGCGUAAAGGCUCUUUACCGCAAAAGGAAGUCAUGUUACGGAUACAACGCAUGGCAGCGUGAGACCAUUUACAAGAGGAGAAGAUCACCGGACAGAAGCUCGGUUGUAACUUCUGAAGGUGGACUCAGUAGUGGAAGUGUUUCCAAGUUACCUGAGAAGCGUGAUUCAGUGAAGCUAAGCAUCAAGUCCUUUAGGAUUCCAGAGCUUUUUAUUGAAGUUCCAGAAACUGCAACUGUAGGAUCACUAAAGAGGACGGUGAUGGAGGCUGUAAGUGUUUUACUCAGCGGUGGAAUACGUGUUGGGGUAUUAGUCCAUGGAAAAAAGAUCAGAGAUGACAAGAAAACUCUGUCACAGACUGGGAUCUCAUCUGAAGAGAAUCUAACCAACCUUGGGUUCACCUUGGAGCCUGGUCCCAGCAAAGCUCCCCUGCCUCUGUGUUCCCAAGAUCCUCUUGUGCCUAUCGACCCCACAAACCUGUCUGAACGGUCUGCGGCUUCUCCCACGUUAGAUACUGAAACUCCCCAUCCCGAUGACGUGGCUAAUCCAGGAAACAUCGUGGACAAUAACCACCUCGAGUUAGUUCUAUAUCAGAAGGAGAUAACUGUUGAUGAAGAAAAACCUUCAUCAGAUCCGAGAGCGCUUGUUCCACUUCCAUCCUUGGAAGCUGAGGCGCUUGCCAUAGUUCCUUUAAACCAGAAACCUAAGCGUACUGAGCUUGCUCAGCGCAGAACCAGGAGACCCUUCUCUGUGACAGAGGUAGAAGCUCUCGUACAAGCAGUUGAGGAACUGGGAACUGGAAGAUGGCGUGAUGUGAAGCUGCGUGCUUUCGAGGAUGCAGAUCAUCGAACCUACGUGGACUUGAAGGAUAAGUGGAAGACUCUGGUCCACACAGCAAGUAUAUCACCGCAGCAACGAAGAGGAGAGCCGGUUCCACAAGAGCUGCUGGACAGAGUCUUGAGGGCGUACGGGUAUUGGUCGCAGCAUCAAGGAAAACAUCAGGGGAGAGGAGCAGCAGCACACAAAGAUCUUGACAUGAACAUAGGUAGAGCUCUUGAAUCAGGUGUUUCAGUGUAAAAAUGGGAGGCAAGUAUUGGUGGGUGGUGGUUGUACAGAUGGAAAACAAGAAUAAAUCGUUAAACUCAGUUUCUUCUGCAAAGAUUAAUUUGUCUUUUUAAUUCUCGUCUUUUCUCGUAAGUACAUUUGUUGUUGUUUUUUUUUCUUUCUGCUUUGGCAUUUUGUAAAUGACUCAACUGGGAUGAGAUUCGUCCCUGACAAAGUUUAGCUUUUCUUUGUUUUAUUUCACAUUGAUUAUGUUGUGUAAUAUGGUCGGUCCAGACAAAAAGUGGUCUUGUAAUUACAUUCUCUUAUGAUUGUUUAUCCUUUCCCACAA